This is a messenger RNA of Schizosaccharomyces osmophilus, 1245 nucleotides long. It is a transcript of the gene gpc1, whose product is annotated as glycerophosphocholine acyltransferase (GPCAT) Gpc1. Bases 1 to 1245 code for a protein of 414 amino acids. NCBI's taxonomy places the organism in Eukaryota, Fungi, Ascomycota, Schizosaccharomycetes, Schizosaccharomycetales, Schizosaccharomycetaceae. The transcript is spliced from 7 exons. The record is from RefSeq and is a predicted model, not a curated record. Gene Ontology annotation, biological process: phosphatidylcholine biosynthetic process.
AUGAACAGUGACGAGUUUGAGUAUGAUUCAGAUACUGAGUCUGAAUAUUCUAUUUUUGAUGAAAAUGAUAGAUACGCCCUUCAUGGACUCAACAACUCAUUAGGCAUUUCGGAUCUUGUAGACGUUCCAAACCUUUUUCGGGUGUACUCCUGGUUACAAAACCAUUAUAAGCAGAAAAAGGGACAGCUUCGCCAUGGCGUAAGUCGUCAAAGGAACAAACUGCAGCCUUUGCAUCGGCAACUCAACCAAGAGUCUGAGAAAUUGAAGGAAAAGUUUGGACAUUCCAUUGAUGAGUUACAAGCAAAAUGGAAUUCCGGUCAGAUGGUCCGUUUUCGCGACAAAGUAUCAUUUGUUUUAGGAGUUAGUACCUCCAUUCUGACGGCCUUACUUUUGGGAAUGGCUCCAGAGUAUAUUCAUAUAUGGUACACAAUUCAGCUCCUCAUUUUCCUUCCACUAAGGUACUAUACAUACCAUCGUAAAGGCUAUGUUUACUUCAUUGCUGAUUUUUGUUAUUGGGGGAAUGUUAUGCUACUAGCUUACAUAUGGAUAUUUCCCUUCAGUCGCAGGUUCUUUGUUUUGAGUUACUCCGUGAGUUACGGCACUCUUGCUUGGUCAGUUGUAGCUUGGCGAAACAGUCUUUUAUUCCAUUCUCUUGAUAAAAUUACGAGUCUAUUUAUUCAUUUUUUCCCUCCUCUAGUUUUACAUACACUAGUCCAUUUAGUCAAUCCAUCCCUUCUCGAGGAACGGUUUCCAGCUAUACCAAAUGUUCCUAAUAUUUAUUUGGGAUCUUCAUUAAAAAUCGCGUCUAUAUCAUACGCUUUAUGGCAGAUAUGGUACUACUUUUUCAUUCAAGUCGGAAAGCGUAAAGAAAUUCAGGCAGGAAAACCUACUUCCUUUACGUGGAUGUCAAAAGCCUACUCUAAGACGACUUUAGGAAAAGCAUUAAACGCGUUGCCUGAAAAUCUUCGACCCUUCGCUUUUAUGGUUCUUCAAUAUUUAUAUUCUAUUACUACCAUGUGUCCAUGCUCUAUUUGGUACAAUAACAAAGUCUAUUCUACUGCUUUUUUGGUUGUCAUUUUUGGUUGGUCAGUAUGGAAUGGCGCAUCUUAUUAUAUCGACGUUUUUGGUAUGCGAUUUCAAAGAGAAUUGGAAGCAUUGAGACGUGAAAUCGCUAAUGAUCCUUCACGCUCCUCUCCAUCCAGCGAGUUAGAUCCAGAAAAUUCAAACAGUUCCAAAGUAAAAUAA